This is a messenger RNA of Nylanderia fulva, 1434 nucleotides long. NCBI's taxonomy places the organism in Eukaryota, Metazoa, Arthropoda, Insecta, Hymenoptera, Formicidae. The record is from RefSeq and is a predicted model, not a curated record.
UAUACACAUUUUUAAAUUGUAAAAUUAAUGAUUUUUCUAUAUGUGCUGAAGUUUUAAUUGUCAUAUGUAUAUUUGUAGGUAGAUUCGUCAAUUAACAACAUGAAUUUGUUCAUAAAAACUAAUGAAAACGUUUCGAAAAAUUUCAACCUCGAAUUCGACAACUCUAAAAUUGAUAAGCAUACGAUCAGAAAACAAAUCACGUGUGUAAAUAUGUCUCAUAUUGAAAGAGGACUACAUCAGACGAAAAAUAUAUAACAGAAAGGAAAAUCACAGAAAUGGGAGUACAGAGCUCUAAACGACAGGAUACAGGUGAUGACAUAAUAUCACAAAAGUCUCUGGAUGCAGUGAAAGAACUUAUACAUUUUUUGAAAGAACAUGCUAGAGUGGAAGGAUUAUUUCGUAGGGCAGGACGUCGUGAGCUUCGACAGUAUAUUCUUAAUUCCCUAAAAAAAGGUCAUAAGCCGCACUUUGAAGAUCCAAACAAUGUAGCUCUGGAAUGCGCAGCAGCUUUACAGAUUUUUCUCAGUCAUUUAAAAAAGCCUAUUAUGCCGCAACAUGUGCAAGAAUUGAUUCUCGCUGACAAUCCAGGUAUAGAAGCACAAGUUAUUGCGCAGGAUGCUUUAGGACUUAUUAGACAGGAUGUCGGUGGUCGUCAUGGCGAGCUUUUGAUUGACGUCUUAGAUCUUUUAAGACACUUGACUUUAGCAGGACCUCCAUCUGAGUGUUCAGAACUGCGCGGAUCUCCCUUGCCCAUUGCUCUUUUGCCAGUGUUUUUUAAUCUAUUGCCUGGCGAUUUGAUACGAUGGAAGCAAGUAGCAGCUAGAUUUAAUGAAUUAAUUACGGAAGCCGCCACGCAAUUUCGUCGGAAUGAACAGCGUGAUAUUCAUACGGAAACUAUGCUAAAUUCUGCGACAAAUUAUGCCAAUAUAACGUCGGUUUCGCUAGAAGAGUCAGAAGAAUUAACGAGAUUGCAAGAACUUUCUUUAUUAUAUCCUCUCGUUCGACUCACAGAUCAUUGUAAUGCUUGUCAUAUUGGCGAGAUGGCACGUGUCCUCAUUACACCGUUACAACAUCCGGUCGUCAGCAGAUUACACUCGAUAAUAGUUAAUCCUAAUUAAGUAAAAAUCGAGUAAAUAUGCAAAUUAUUUCGGGUUAUAAAUCAUUAUGUCCAUAUUGUUGCAAUUUUGUUUAUGUUAAUUAUUAAGUGACUCAAUUGUAUCUCAAUUAAAAUAUUACGUUUGUCGGUAAAAUGUUAUAUGCUGGCCAAUGAAGAAUAAACACAUACUUAUUCAUUAUAAAAUUAACGCAAACAUAACUAUAUCUGUAAUAGUGAAGAUAUAUUCACAUUUGAAGAAAUAUGAACUAUGUAUUUGCAACACAUAUAUUUUUGAGUGCUUCUAUACAUCAAACUGCAAAUAAAAAUUUGAUACACUU